UUCCGUUCCUCUCAACCCCAAGCAGGAGGAGGUUCUCGACGGCCAGUCACCGAGAACGUUAGGGGAAGGUCUCAGCCGCCGUGUCCGAGAGGAGGCCGGAGGCCGGACCCCACGUGCGGCGGAGGAAGAAGGAAGGCCGCAGGAGGGUUUUCCCUCUGUUCUGUUCCCAAAAAGAAAGACUUGCAAUCAGUGUGUGGACAACCUGUAUUUUCAAGCCGCAUCAUUGGUGGGCAGGAUGCUGCUAUCAGACGCUGGCCUUGGCAAGUCAGCCUUCAUUUGGACAGGGCCCCCAUCUGCGGAGGGUCCCUCAUCAGUAAGAACUGGAUACUGACCGCCGCACACUGCCUACCAAAAACCUCAGCUUAUUCAUACAGCGUUUGGCUGGGAUCCCUUAAAGCAGACGCCUCAAAUAAAGGCAAGGUAUACUAUGUGUCCCGAAUCGUCAUCCACCCCAAAUAUGAUGGCUCAAACGCAGACAUUGCCUUGCUCAGACUGUCCUCCCAAGUCACCUUCUCUGCGGACAUCCUACCCAUCUGCCUGCCCAGUACCUCAAAGCAGCUGAAGAUCCCAGCUUCUUGUUGGGUGACUGGAUGGGGACUAGUUAAGGAGAAUGCAGGUGAUAAUUACCCUCAUACCCUGCAGGAAGCUGAAGUACCUGUCUUUACCCGCCAGGAGUGUGAACAACUCUAUAAUCCAAUCGGCGGCUUUCUGCCGGCAUUGGAGUCAGUCAUCAAGGAAGACAUGAUUUGUGCUGGUGAUAUUAUAAACAAGAAGGAUAGUUGUAAGGGCGACUCUGGAGGGCCGCUGUCCUGUCAUAUUGGUGGCAUUUGGAUUCAAAUAGGAGUGGUUAGCUGGGGAGUGCAAUGUGGUCAAAGGCUUCCUGGGGUCUAUACCAGUGUGAUCUACUAUCAACAAUGGAUUAAUGACACUGCCUCAAGAGCUGCAGUCUUGGGAGCCAAUGAUCCUGACUCAUUUGACUUCCUGUUCCCUAUGAUACUACUCUCUCUGGCUCUCCUGGGGCCUUUCUGGGCCUUUGGGCCUAACAUACCUGGAGAGUAGGUGACAUAGAUGAAAUGAAAAGAGGGCUGGAAGGCCAAGAGCGUAAAUCCCAGGGGGCAGGGAGCUCACAAGAGUCACCGGAAAUCCUGCAUGACUUCCUUUAUAAUUUGAAAUGAUUAAGGUUCAUUGUUUUGUGUUUCUGAUGUUGGAAUGUGAAUAAACUAAGCAAAUAUCA
Molecule: messenger RNA, 1234 nt
Organism: Dipodomys ordii (Ord's kangaroo rat)
Lineage: Eukaryota; Metazoa; Chordata; Mammalia; Rodentia; Heteromyidae
Gene: Prss48
Product: protease, serine, 48
Exons: 6
Biological process (GO): proteolysis
Molecular function (GO): serine-type endopeptidase activity
Source: RefSeq, a predicted model, not a curated record